AUCAGGAUGAGCAUGUGGGCUCCACCAAGGCUCCUGGAACUGGCUGGGCAGAGUCUGUUGAGGAAUGAGGCCUUGGCCAUUGCUGCUCUGGAGGAGCUUCCCACAGAGCUCUUCCCACCUCUGUUCACGGUGGCCUAUGCUGAGCGACGCAGUAAGACUCUGAAGGCAAUGGUGCAGUCCUGGCCCUUUGCCUGCCUCCCUCUAGGAUCCCUAAUGAAGGAGUGGCAGCCUCACCAGGAGAACUUCCAAGCUGCACUCAAUGGGCUUGAUGUGCUGCUUGCUCAGGAAGUUCGCCCCAGGAGAUGGAAACUGCAAGUGCUGGAUUUACGUAAGAAUGCUCAUCGGGACUUCUGGACCAUAUGGUCUGGAAGCAGAGCUAGUGUGUACUCACUGAUGGAGCCAGAGGCCACCCAGCCCAUGAAGAAGAAGCGAAGAGUGGACGGUUGCAGAAUGAGGGGGAAGCAGCCUUUGGCUCCUGUAGAAGUGCUUAUAGACCUGUGCCUCAAGGAAGGCAGCCGUGAUAAAUUGCUUGCUUCCCUCAUUGAGAAGGUCAAGCAAAAGAAAGGUUUACUACACCUGUGCUGUAAGAAAUUGAAGAUUUUUUCAGUGCCCAUGCAGAAUAUUAAGAUGAUCCUGAAAAUGGUGCAGCUGGACUCUGUCCAGGAUUUGGAAGUGAAUUGUACCUGGAAAUUGUCCACCUUAGGGAAGUUUGCUCCUCAUCUAGGCCAGAUGGGUAAUCUGCGCAGGCUCCUCCUGUCCCACAUCCACAUGUCUUCUUACACUUCCUUGGAGCAGGAGGAGCAUUGCGUUAGUCAGUUCACCUCUCAGUUCCUCAGUCUGCAUCACCUCCAGGAGCUGUAUUUGGACUCUAUCUCCUUCCUCAAAGGCCGUCUGAACCAAGUGCUCAGGUCCCUGAAGAGUCCCUUGGAGACAUUAUCAAUCACUAACUGCCUGCUUUCAGAGUCAGAUUUGACACAUCUGUCCCAAUGCCCCAACAUCAGUCAGCUGAAGGAUCUGGAUUUGAGUGGGGUCAAUCUGACCUGUGUAAGUUUUGAGCCCCUCCAAGUUCUAUUAGAGAGAACCUCCACCACUCUCCAGGAUCUGGACUUAGAUGAAUGUGGGAUCAUGGACUCCCAGUUCACUGCUAUCCUGCCUGCCUUGAGCCACUGCUCCCAGCUCACAACCUUCAGCUUCUGUGGGAAUCCCAUCUCCAUGGCUAUGUUAGAGAACCUCCUGCUCCACACCAUUGGGCUGAGCAAGCUAAGUCAUGUAAUGUAUCCUGCCCCACUGGAGAGUUAUGAAGAUGUUGAGGGUACCCUCCACCUGGGGAGACUUGCCUACCUGCAUGCCAAGCUGAAGCAAAUGCUGCGCGAUUUGGGGCGGCCAGGCAUGGUCUGGUUCAGUGCCAACCCCUGUCCUCACUGUGGUGACAGGACCUUCUAUGACCCAGAACCCAUUCUGUGUCCCUGUUACAUGCCUGCUUAG
Messenger RNA from Marmota monax (woodchuck), 1485 nucleotides. Its product is annotated as melanoma antigen preferentially expressed in tumors-like. Lineage: Eukaryota; Metazoa; Chordata; Mammalia; Rodentia; Sciuridae. Bases 7 to 1485 code for a protein of 492 amino acids. Gene Ontology annotation, cellular component: cytoplasm. The transcript is spliced from 3 exons. The record is from RefSeq and is a predicted model, not a curated record. Gene Ontology annotation, biological process: positive regulation of cell population proliferation; negative regulation of cell differentiation; negative regulation of apoptotic process.